Molecule: messenger RNA, 993 nt
Organism: Paralichthys olivaceus (Japanese flounder)
Lineage: Eukaryota; Metazoa; Chordata; Actinopteri; Pleuronectiformes; Paralichthyidae
Source: RefSeq, a predicted model, not a curated record
UGAACAUACGGACGCCGUCCUGAUGUCACUUCCUGUCCACCUGUGUGUCGUUGAGGGGUCGUCGGUCUGAUGCUGGUCAGUGAUCAUGACGGACAAGCCCCUCCUCCAGCAUGUCCACAAUGUAUGAGUGUGUGUGUGUGUGUGUGUGUGUGUGUGUGUGUGUGUGUGUGUGUGUGUGUGUGUGAACUACAUCUGCACACUUCCUUAUUCUUUACUUCCAAGGUGAGAGAGAGAGAGAGUGGGUGAGAGACACUGGUUGACAGUGAGCGAGGGCGGAAGCUGCCUGCAGGCUGGGAGUGGUUGGACGUAUAAAAGACGACUUGUCUUCCUUCUUUCUGCAGUAGACGUCUCUCUUCCUUCUCUUCCUCAUACCUCACACUCUACCUGCACAGGAUGUCUUGGCAACAAUACAUCGACAACCUGUGCUUGCCUGUAAAUGGUGAGCUUAUCGUACAAGACGCUGUGAUCUGUGGGAUUGAGUGUAAGACUGUGUGGGCCAGCACACCAAACUACAGUUCCUUCCCUGAGGAAGAUAUCAAGGUGCUGAGUGGAGACAGGUCCAAGUUCUCCAGCUGCGGGCCCAAAGUUAAUGGAGAAAAGUGCAUGUUGCUCUCAGAUAGAAUGGACGAUGAAAGUGUGUACUCCUUAAAUUUAAAGACCGCGUCAGAUGCCAAUGGCGAAAAGUACAACAUAUGCGUUGGAAAAACCCACCGAGCUCUGAUCAUUAUUAAGUCUGUCAGCGGUGAUCACGGGGGUAAACUUUCCAAAAAGAUGUUUGCUACUGUUGAUCACCUGCGAAAACAGUCGAUGUAACAAACACUGGCCGCCAACCUGCCCCGUGCCCACCAAUCCAGAUGGCUACCACCCCCCCCAUCCUGUCUUCCUGCGAAACCAACUCAAGACGACAGACGCUGUCCUGCUUCUCUACUGUUUCAUUCUCUGACCCUUUUCUGUCAUCACAGCAAAAAUAAAGUGUUUGUUCUCAGUAGUGAA